UUUUGUCGCUGCAGAGCCAAGAGAGAGAAAGAGAAAGGGAGGGAGACAGGUCUAAACUUCCAAAGAGUUUUCUCCUUUUCAGUCCACUGCGCUUCUCUCUCUCUCUCUACCUUCUCUAUCUAUCUCCAUGUGGGAAUUCAUUAUCGCUUGCCAUUGUUUUUCUUUUUGAUUGUGUUCUUCCCACAUUUUCUUCCCAAUCCCACAUACUACUUCUUUGCUUCACUUCAUUCCCUCAUUCUACAAAUCUACCCCUCUUUAUCCUUUUUUGAUCAUGUUUCCUUUCUUCCCUUUUGAGAUUUUGUUGCUUUGACUAUUGCAUCCGCCUUUCUCUUUCUGGAUGUUCUGCUUGCCUUAUGAUCACCAGCCUGCUCGCUGUUUCUGAACUUCGCUAUUGCUCUUGCUCUCACUUUCAGUCGGUGAUUUCUGGGCUCAAUUGGACAGUACUGGUCUUCUUCGAAUUGGGUGAUUGCAAGAUCUGCUGUGCGAUUUGUUUAACGAUACAUUCUUGAUCUUGCUGGUGGUCAACCGACUUAUCGGUUUGGAUCCGAUCGGGGUGAAAACAGCGCCAUCUGAUGGCGCUGUUCAGAAGGUUCUUUUACAGGAAGCCGCCGGAUCGGCUUCUGGAGAUCUCCGAGAGAGUUUAUGUUUUUGAUUGUUGCUUCUCCACAGAUGUCUUGGAAGAAGAUGAAUACAAAGUUUAUAUGGGGGGGAUCGUUGCUCAGCUACAGGAUCACUUUCCUGAUGCUUCUUUCAUGGUGUUUAACUUCAGGGAAGGGGAGAGGCGUAGUCAUAUUUCAGAUAUAUUGUCUCAAUAUGACAUGACAGUUAUGGACUACCCUCGUCAAUAUGAGGGUUGUCCUCUUCUGCCUUUGGAAAUGAUCCAUCACUUUCUUCGAUCAAGUGAAAGUUGGUUGUCUUUGGAGGGGCAACAAAAUGUUCUUUUGAUGCAUUGCGAAAGAGGUGGUUGGCCAGUGCUUGCAUUCAUGCUAGCAGGUCUUCUAUUGUACCGGAAACAGUACAAUGGGGAGCAAAAAACCCUUGAAAUGGUCUACAAGCAAGCUCCUAAAGAACUUCUUCACCUUCUAUCUCCUUUGAACCCACAACCUUCUCAUUUGAGAUAUCUUCAAUACAUUUCUAGGAGAAAUCUGGGUUCUGAGUGGCCUCCAUCAGACACGCCCUUACAUUUGGACUGUCUGAUUCUUAGAGUCCUUCCAUUAUUCGAUGGUGGAAAAGGUUGCAGGCCUGUCGUUCGUGUUUAUGGUCAGGACCCUUCAAAACUUGUUAAUAGAAGUUCUAAGCUACUUUUUUCUACUUCAAAGAACAAAAAACAUGUUCGCCUCUACCAACAGGCAGAGUGUACGCUGGUGAAAAUUGAUAUCCAAUGUCGUGUUCAAGGGGAUGUGGUUCUUGAGUGCAUACAUACGGAUGAAGACUUAAGUCAUGAGGAGAUGAUGUUUAGAGUUAUGUUUCACACAGCAUUUGUGCGUUCAAACAUAUUGGUGCUCAACCGUGAUGAGGUUGAUAUUUUGUGGGAUUCUAAGGAUCAAUUUCCCAGGGAUUUUAAAGCAGAGGUGCUUUUUUUGGACGCUGAUGCUGUUAUACCUAAUCUAACCACAGUCAGGGCAAGCGAAGAUGCAAAUGAGACAGGAACUGCUUCACCCGAGGAAUUCUAUGAGGUGGAAGAGAUAUUUAGCAAUGUAGUUGAUGUGCAGGAAGGUAAGGUGGAUUACGAUUCUCUUCUAGCUCAUGACAGUGCAAUAGAUGAUCCCAACCAAAAAGAAGUAUGGAAAGAGGACUUCGAUCCUCCCGCUUUUCAGGAAUGUACAUCAGAUGGUCAGAAACAGGACAGAAUGACGGGUUCUGGUACUAAUGCAGUAAAAGACAUUGCUGUUGAUGAUGUGAAGUAUAAACUUGACGAAGGAGUGGAUUCUAAUAUUCAUGAAGUGAAAGAUAUUACUGUUGAUGAUGGAGAAAUUAAGUCUAUAGUCACUACUGAUGUCAUUAUGGAAAUGAAGGACGUCAAUGCAGAUAUGCAUGGACAAUUAGAAGAUAUGGACAACAAAUAUGAUGAAUUUGGCAACGCAACAGAGAAGAAAUUAGAUUCCAAGGCGGGCCAGCAGAAGCACGAUGUUUCCAGACAAAAAAACGAUAAAGUACCACCUGUGGUAAAAAAACAACUUUCAUCUAACUCAAAGCCAGUGGGAGAUACAUUGGCAGCUAAGCAAAAGGUUAAGCAGCUUGAAUCACAAGGUAAUCAGGCAAAACAAGCAAAGCCAAAUGCAGUAACUAGGUGGAUUCCUCCUAACAAAGGUUCUUACACAAAUUCAAUGCACGUUUACUAUCCACCAUCAAGGUAUAACAGCGCACCUGCUGCUCUUUCCAAUGCUAACUCUUCUAAGGAGAAAAUUAUAGAUGCUAAAUCAAGGUCUUCCUCUGCACCUAUCGUCUCUGGAACACCUGUUUCUAGUGACAAGACAAAUGAAUUUAAAUGUCAAAAGGUGGACGUAUCAAAACCUGCGGACUCUAUAGAAGAAAUGGAAGAAAAAAACUUGCCAUCAAUUAAAGAGACAUGUCUUCAAACACCAAGUCGGGCCCCCCUUGGUAGCUCAACACAAGUGUUACGACCCCCUCCCCCUCCCCCUCCCCCUCCAUUUCAUUGUAAAAGCUCUAUGGUAGAUCCUUUUGAAACAUCAUCAGUAAGUAGACAAAACCAAGAGAUGGAUUCACAACUUGUAACUUCUUCAUUUGCUCCUCCCCCUCCACCCUCUCCUCUUUUUACUAAUGGAACAAUCACAUCAGGAGUUUUUGGAAUGUCUAGUAUGGUUGCCCCUCCUACUCCCCUUUCUCCUCCACCACCACCACCUCCACCGCCACCACCUCCAAGGUAUGGAUUUUCAAUCUCUCCACCUCCCCCUCCUCCUCCCCCACCCCCACCAUCUUCAAGGAGUGUUUCUCCAUUGUUGUCUACACCCAUAUCACCACCCCAAUCUUCACCUUCACCUAUCCAAUCCUUACCUUUUUUGAAAAAUGCUCUACCACCCCUACCCCCACCCCCACCCCCACCACCCUUAAGUAGAACUUCUUUGUCUUCGCCAUUGUCUUCUUCAAGCAAAGCGCCACCACCCCCACCUGUACCUCCUUUAGGUAGAGCUCCACCUCCCCCGCCCCCACCUCCUUUUAGUAGAGCUCCACCACCCCCACCCCCACCGCCACCCCCUUUAAGUGGUGUACCACCAUCUCCACCUCCACCCCCUUCAAAUAAAGCUCCGCCGCCGCCGCCGCCGCCACUACCUCCUCCUCCUCCUUUUAGUAAAGCCCCUCCACCUCCACCACCUCCUUUUGGUAGAGCUCCACCACCUCCACUUCCUCCUUCUGUGUAUGGAGCCCCAACUCCACCUCCCCCUCCACCCCCACCUCCAUCAAGAGGAGCACCUCCCCCACCACCUCCACCUCCAUCAAGAGGGACACUGCCUCCUCCACCACCUCCUCCUCCAUUAAAUGGAACACCUCCACCACCCCCGCCUCCAAUGUCUAGAGCCCCACCUCCUCCUCCACCACCUGGUGUUCGAGGCCCACCUCCUCCCCCUCCUCCUGAAGCACGUGCUCUUAAUGCUCCUUCUCCCCCUGGACCUCUAGGGGGUACACCGCCACCUCCUCCACCCUUAGGUUCAAAAGGUUCAAAUUCUGAUCCAAGAGGAAGAGGGCGUGGACUUUCACGUCCUGGUGGCGUUGGUGCAGUAGCACCUCGACGAUCCUCCUUAAAGCCUCUACAUUGGAGCAAGGUGACAAGGGCAUUGCAAGGAAGUUUAUGGGAAGAAUUACAGAGACAUGGAGAACCUCAAAUUUCCCCAGAAUUUGACUUUUCAGAGCUAGAGAGCCUUUUCUCCGCAAAUGUUCCUAAACCUGCGGGUUCAGGCGGUAAAUCUGGAGAUCGACGUAAAUCUGCUGGGUCCAAACCUGACAAAGUUCACUUGAUUGACCUAAGGAGGGCCAAUAAUACUGAAAUUAUGCUUACAAAGGUUAAGAUGCCCCUUUCUGAUAUGAUGGCUGCAGUACUAGCUAUGGAUGAUUCGGUAUUAGAUGUUGACCAGGUUGAAAAUCUCAUCAAAUUUUGUCCUACUAAAGAGGAGAUGGAACUUUUGAAGGGAUAUGCUGGGGACAAGGAGAGUUUGGGAAAGUGCGAGCAGUAUUUUUUGGAGCUGAUGAAAGUUCCGCGAGUGGAGUCAAAAUUAAGAGUAUUUUCUUUCAAGAUCCAGUUUGGUUCUCAGAUUACCGAAUUCAAGAAGAGUUUAAAUACUGUGAACUCUGCCUGUGAAGAGGUCCGAAAAUCUGUCAAACUGAAGGAGAUAAUGAAGAAAAUUCUUUAUUUGGGGAAUACAUUGAAUCAAGGAACAGCAAGGGGAUCUGCGGUGGGAUUUAAGUUGGAUAGUCUGUUAAAGCUCACAGACACUCGUGCUUCUAACAAUAAGAUGACACUGAUGCAUUACCUUUGCAAGGUCCUUGCUGAAAGGUCACCCGGGCUCCUUGAUUUUCACCUAGACCUAGUCAGCCUGGAAGCUGCUACUAAGAUACAAUUAAAAUCAUUAGCUGAAGAGAUGCAAGCAAUCAUCAAGGGAUUAGAAAAAGUUAGGCAGGAGCUUGCUGCAUCUGAAAACGAUGGACCUGUAUCUGAAGUUUUCCGCAAGACAUCAAAAGAAUUUGUUGUUGGUGCUGAGACAGAGGUGGCAUCUGUAUCAAAUUUAUAUUCUGUGGCGGGUAGAAAUGCGGAUGCACUUGCACUUUAUUUUGGUGAGGACCCUGUCCGUUGCCCAUUCGAGCAAGUUACUGCAACUCUCCUAAAUUUUAUAAGGUUGUUUCGGAAAGCACAUGAAGAAAAUUGUAAACAGGCAGAGUUAGAGAAGAAGAAAGCUGAGAAAGAGGCUGAAAUGGAGAAGGCUAAGGGCAUUAACUUGACAAAGAAAAGUGCAAGAUAGUUGAUAACUUGGCUGUUGGCUUCUCUGCACUGACAUCACUCUUAUGUCAAAGAACCAGAGGUCUGCCCUUGUGGUGGCAAGGGGAUAUUGAGCUGGAAAAGCAAGUUCUUUCCAGCGUCAGACCUUUGAAUCAUACGACAGGCUUAGGCGUUGAUUCUUGGACAAUCAGAAUCUUAUGGCCUAUUGAUCUUUGUGUUUGAAUACACUGGAAAGAUCACAUUUUGAGACGAUGAGUUCUUAUUGUGGUUGUUGGAGAUGCCCUGAGCACCCAGCAAAUAAUAUGAAGACCAUGGAUCUUCGUGAAUCAUUUCAAGAAGAAAUUUUGUGGUAUUGAAGAUUGAACGCGCCUUCGAUUGCAGAACUGCAUCUGGCUUCCGUCAUACAGCGCCAGAGCAGAUGCUUUGUUUUGUAAAGUACUAAAGUCCAUCCGUAGUAUUGUAGUAUCGAGGAACCUUGUACAAAGCGCUAACCCUUACUUAGGAUUCAAUUCUUUCUCAUGUAACAUAGAAAUUAGUUCCUUCCUUUCAUUUUCAUAGAGAUUUUGGUAGGAUACAAUCGAGGAAAUGUAUAGCUGUAGGGUUUAGAAUAGAAAUUAGCAACUAAAUCGCUGCAUUGUAACUGUAUUUUAGUGAAGAGCAGGCUGAGUUAGAUAAUGCUCUUAUUUUUUCUUGUGAAAUACUUUUUUGUGAAGUGUAAAGGGUUUCUUGAAAUUUAGCAUUAUGGACCAGAGGACACGCUGAUGUAUACAAAGACCCAAAUUCCGACAGGAAA
Messenger RNA from Prosopis cineraria, 5744 nucleotides. RefSeq names its product formin-like protein 20. The record is from RefSeq and is a predicted model, not a curated record. NCBI's taxonomy places the organism in Eukaryota, Viridiplantae, Streptophyta, Magnoliopsida, Fabales, Fabaceae. The transcript has 17 exons. The coding region runs from base 573 to 4973 and encodes 1466 amino acids.